This is a messenger RNA of Purpureocillium takamizusanense, 2374 nucleotides long. RefSeq lists its product as uncharacterized. The transcript has 2 exons. NCBI's taxonomy places the organism in Eukaryota, Fungi, Ascomycota, Sordariomycetes, Hypocreales, Ophiocordycipitaceae. Gene Ontology annotation, molecular function: oxidoreductase activity; FAD binding. Bases 858 to 2291 code for a protein of 477 amino acids. The record is from RefSeq and is a predicted model, not a curated record.
GGAAGGGCUUGCAGACUCCAGACUCCAGAGAACAUCAAGACUCAUCUCCGGCGCGACCGGACCUACUAGUACUACUAACGGCAUGCCGCCCGCCGCUCCGUGCCGUCUAGCCUCCAGUCUCCAACGGGCCGGGCUGGAAGGGGUCUCCAGAGUCCACGGGAAAAGGAGGAGGAGCGCACAAGAAAGGAGAAGAAGCUCUCCAACGGCCGUCCGCGACCGCCGAGUAUGAAUACCUCCAUGAGUCCGUACAUGUAGCGCAGCGCACCGGCAGCAGCUCGAGCCCCCGUGUGCAUCCCACGUCAGCAACCACAGACCUCUCUCUCUCUGUCUCUACCUCUCGCGCACCAGCAGGCCCCGGGUGUCAUCCGCCCGUCAGACGACGAUCAGACAAAUAAGAUGAAGCUCACGUCGCUGGUGCAGGCUGCGGCGGCGGCCUUGCUCGCGGCCCAAGCUCCUGGUGCUCUGGCCGACGCCGACAACGCGGCCGCCUCGGGCACGUCCACGUCCACGUCCACGUCGUGUCGGUGCCUACCGGGAGACGCCUGCUGGCCCUCGGACGGCACUUGGGCAAAGCUUAAUGCCACCGUCGGGGGCAGGCUCGUCGCCACGGUGCCUAUCGGGUCGCCGUGCCACGACCCGACCUACGAUGCCGCCGCGUGCGCGGCGCUGCAGGCAAGCUGGAAGAACCCUCUCACUCAGUGCGUUUUUUAUCAUCUAUCGCGGGCAUUAGAUGCCGUCCGUCCACCCGGGCUGCUUGCUAGCAGCUUGGGGAGGCCCGGUCGCCCGCCACCGAGGCAAAUGGGAGUUGGGAGCGCUAACCCGAGGGUUGCAACAGUAUUCCGUCAUCGUCGUCGGUGAUGCAGACGUAUUUCGCAAAUCAGAGCUGCGAUCCGUUCACCGAUAGGACGAAGCCCUGCGUGCUUGGCAACUACGUCAGCUACGCCGUCAAGGUCAAGUGCAACGCAGACGUCGCAGCCGCUCUGCGCUUUGCCAAGGAGCACAACCUCCGCGUCGUCGUCCGCAACACGGGCCACGACUUCUUCGGCCGCUCCACCGGCGCCGGCGCCCUCUCCAUCUGGACCCAGGGCCUCAAGGCCGUGUCCUUUGCCGACUGGUCGGACGAGCACUACUCCGGACCGGCAGCCAGCGUCGGCGCGGGCGUCAUCGGGUAUGAGAUCAUCGAGGCGGCGCACAAGCAGGGCCUCGCGGUGGUGACGGGCGAGUGCGCGACGGUCGGUCUCGCCGGCGGCUUCAUCCAGGGGGGCGGGCACUCUGCGCUCAGCACCGCCUUUGGUCUCGCCUCGGACCAGACGUUGGCUUUCCAGGUCGUCACGACGAGCGGUCGCACCGUCACAGCGUCGCCAACAAAGAACGCGGACCUCUACUGGGCGCUGAGCGGCGGCGGCGGCGGCAACUACGGCGUCGUCGUGGGAGUGACGGUUCGUGCGCACAAGGCGGCGACGGUCGGAGGCGCGGCCUUCCAACUGCUCGCGCCCACUACCACGCCUGAGAAGUUCCAGGCCGCCCUGGCCAAGUUCUACGAGCUGCUGCCCAAGAUGGUGGACAAUGGCGCCAUGGUCGUCUUCUACACGAACCAGCAGAUGCUGGUGCUCAAGCCCCUGACCCUGUGGAACUCGACGGCCGCUCACGUCCGCGACGUCGUCCUGCAGCCCUUCACCGCGGCGCUCAAGGACAUUGGCAUCGCCCUGCCGGUUGCGUACAGCGAGCUCUCCUACCGCGACCACUACGACCGCUACAUGGGGCCCCUCCCCCAGGGGAGCUUCGAGGUCGAGCGGUACCAGUUCGGCGGACGCCUGAUCCCCCGCCGGGUCCUCGAGGACGACGCGAGCCGCGGCGCCUUUGUCCGCGUCGUCAACAACCUGACGGCCAACGGCAUCCUCGCCGUCGGCAGCGCCGCCGCCUACGCCAACAAGCCCGCCGGCGGCGCCGACAACGCGGUCAACCCGGUGUGGCGCUCCACGCUGGUCCAGCUGCAGCUCAUCACGGACUGGGACUCGACGGCGCCGUGGUCGGACAUGGAGGCGGCGCAGCGUCGCAUGACGGAGGAGUUUAUGCCGCAGAUGGAGCGCGUCACGCCCGGCAGCGGGUCGUACAUGAACGAGGCCGACUUUAGGCAGCCGAACUGGCAGCAGACGUUUUACGGGGCUAGCUACGAGAAGCUGCUGGCCGUUAAGCGCAAGUGGGAUCCUGAGAGUGUUCUUUAUACGCUCAAGGGUGUGGGAAGCGAGGCUUGGAACGUUGGAAACGAUGGCCGGAUGUGCAGGGCAUGAUGAUCCUAGCACCACAUGCAAAGCUCUGGUCAGUCAAUAAUUGCGUGUAUCAGACUUGAGAAAGUGAUUCCCGCCCAUGGAGC